Messenger RNA from Engraulis encrasicolus (European anchovy), 2301 nucleotides. It is a transcript of the gene e2f4, whose product is annotated as E2F transcription factor 4. The coding region runs from base 296 to 1510 and encodes 404 amino acids. The transcript has 11 exons. Gene Ontology annotation, biological process: regulation of transcription by RNA polymerase II. Gene Ontology annotation, molecular function: RNA polymerase II cis-regulatory region sequence-specific DNA binding; protein dimerization activity; DNA-binding transcription factor activity, RNA polymerase II-specific. The record is from RefSeq and is a predicted model, not a curated record. Lineage: Eukaryota; Metazoa; Chordata; Actinopteri; Clupeiformes; Engraulidae. Gene Ontology annotation, cellular component: RNA polymerase II transcription regulator complex.
CGGCUCGCUCAGCCUGUGCUUUGCAGCGAAGAGUUGUGUACUGCUGCUAUCCUGGUGGUCACUGGUGGUCGUAGGCCAGCGAGACUUCAAAACCAGGCCGUCGAACUGGACCAAGUCCACCCCAGCGGUGUGCACGGAUAGCCCGACAAAACUGCACAGCAAAACCACUUUGCACCCGAGCGCUUUCCGCCAGAGCGGAACUGCGGUGCUGCACAAGGCAAGGCAGCCAAACCUGCAGUUGAGUCCGGUUAGACUAGACAGGCGGCCAGCCAGUAGGUAGCACAGCAGACACAGAAUGGAUCUGGACAUCAGUCGAACCGAACCGGGAAAUAUGAACGACGCGCUGCAGUUGCAGACACCCAGUCGGCACGAGAAGAGCCUGGGCCUUCUCACCACCAAAUUUGUCACGCUACUGCAGGAGGCAAAGGAUGGCGUACUCGACCUGAAAUUGGCUGCGGACACGUUGGCGGUGCGUCAGAAGAGGCGCAUCUAUGACAUCACUAACGUCCUGGAGGGCAUCGGCCUCAUCGAGAAGAAAUCCAAAAACAGCAUCCAGUGGAAGGGCGUGGGUCCGGGCUGCAACACCAGGGAGAUCGCUGAUAGGCUGAUGGAGCUGAAGGCGGAGCUAGUGGAGCUGGAGAAGCAGGAAGUGGAGCUGGACCAGCAGAGAGUCUGGGUGCAGCAGAGCAUCAAGAACGUCACGGAUGACCUCAGCAACAGCCCUCUGGCGUAUGUGACACAUGAGGACAUCUGUAGCUGCUUUAAAGGUGACACCCUGUUAGCGAUCCGCGCCCCCCCUGGAACACAACUGGAGGUGCCCCUCCCUGAGUCGGGUGGUAACGGGCAGAAGAAGUACCAGAUGCACCUGAAGAGCAGCGUUGGGCCUGUUGAAGUGCUAUUGGUCAAUAAGGACCCCCAGAGCGCCGCCCCCGUCGUACUUCCUGUCCCGCCCCCUGAAGACAUGAUCCUGCCCUGUGGGACGGAUCGUGCAGCAGCAGCACAGCCCAAACAGGCCCCACCCAUCAGGAAGCCAGUGGCGGUCCCAGCAACCAAUCAGAUCGCGGCUGCUGUCACAUCGGCCACGCCCACCAAGCAGCCCACGCCUCCCUCCAGCGCACAACCAGCAGCAUCAGAGUCAGGGUUGUCCAGCAACAGCUCGGCUGCCCUGAGUUUGACUCCGCCCCUCGACAGCUCGUCAGCCAAGGAUGGCUCCUCAUUGGACACCCAGCCCCUUCAAUCAUCCGCCUCAUUGGACAGCAGCUCCGCUCUGGCCGCCUCCAGCUCCGUCUUUGAGCCAAUCAAAUCCGAUGCCUUGCUGGACUUUCCCAGGGAGCUAUCAGAGCUGUUUGACCCCACUAAAGAGAGCACUGACCUUCUGGAGGACCUCAUGGCAUCUGAAGUCUUCUCUCCUCUGCUGAGGUUGUCUCCUCCUCCUGGUGACCAUGACUACAUCUAUAAUCUGGACGAGAGCGAAGGCCUGUGUGACCUCUUCGACGUGCCCAUCUUCUAGCCUUCUGAUUGGUCAGCGCAUCCUCAGAGUCCCGCCUCCCUCACGCCACCCUACCCCUGUGAUUGGGUGGCGUGACCUCUUUCUCCCGCCUUCCUCCCGGCACUCUGCCCUGUGAUUGGGUGGCAUGACCUCUUUCUCCCGCCUCCCUCACGCCACUCUGCCCUGUGAUUGGGUGGCGUGACCCCUUUCUCCCGCCUUCCUCACGCCACUCUGCCCUGUGAUUGGGUGGCGUGACCUCUUCGGCGUGCCCAUCUCUUAUUGCCCCCUUCCUGUGAUGUAAGUCCCACCCCUCACGUGUGCUCUGCCAUGUGAUUGGGUAGAGGCCGUGUUCUUCUAUCCCCUCCCUUUUUGGAAGACUGUUGUAUAAGCUGAUUUCUUAAAUGUUGAUAUUUUUCAUAAACCUGUUUAUUAUUUUUGUAAGAAAAACAGAACAUGUAUGUAUGUAUCGCGAUCGGUUUAUACGAUUGGCUGUCUGUCGCGCCUCGUCUCGUGGCCCUUUAUGAUGUCACAGAGCAGUGGGCGUAGGCUAGCAGGUGCCCCGAUGAUGUCACACGGCUUUUCCGCAGCGAGAUGAAUCUCAUUGGCCAGGGACAGAGAGACCUCAGGAUCCGAUUGGCCCAGGGAGGAUGAUGCCCCUGCAGCUGAUUGGGUGAUCGGUCAUGGCCUACUUCCUGGUCUUGAGUGGACUGGAUACAGCAGCCAAUGAGCAUCGAGAUGAACAUCGAGGGGGCAAACUCAGAGCACACACACACGCAAACACACACACACACACGCAAAUACACACAAACACA